AUGCCAGAAACGAUAAACAAUAACUUUACUGGUGAAAACAGCGAAAUGAGAGCAGAACAUGCAGACGAAAGUGGUGUGGCAAAUGGCGGCAUUAAAGUGACGACACAAUCCAGAGUGGCAAAAAAGGAUGUUAAGAAGAAGAAAAAGAAGGAUAAGUGUUGCUUUGAGAAGUGUAGCAGCAGUGCUGUGAAGUUUAUUGGCGAUUGCAACUUCUGUGAUGGUCAUUUCUGUUCGAAACAUAGACUUUUGGAGAAUCACCAAUGUCAGGGUUUGAAAUCCUGUAAGGAUCAAAUGCAUCAAAGAAACGCUGAUAAGUUACACAAGGAGCAACCUAUUGUACCAAAGAUUCACAUCUAA
This is a messenger RNA of Kluyveromyces lactis, 357 nucleotides long. RefSeq names its product Tmc1p (gene TMC1). Lineage: Eukaryota; Fungi; Ascomycota; Saccharomycetes; Saccharomycetales; Saccharomycetaceae. Gene Ontology annotation, molecular function: zinc ion binding. Bases 1 to 357 code for a protein of 118 amino acids. The transcript has a single exon. The record is from RefSeq and is a predicted model, not a curated record.